This is a messenger RNA of Notolabrus celidotus (New Zealand spotty), 3490 nucleotides long. It is a transcript of the gene lama3, whose product is annotated as laminin, alpha 3. The transcript has 26 exons. Lineage: Eukaryota; Metazoa; Chordata; Actinopteri; Labriformes; Labridae. The record is from RefSeq and is a predicted model, not a curated record. The coding region runs from base 1 to 3309 and encodes 1102 amino acids.
AUGCACUUGUUGAAGAUAUUUGUGUCCUUCAGUGUGGUGUGGUGGUUUUUGAUUUGCUCGGCUCUGCUUUGUUCUGCUUCUGAGAAAUCUUCAAAAUGUCGGGAUGACAGAAAAACUCAGAUCCAUCAGAAGAUCCAGAGCACGAGACGGACCUGUGAUCCUUCAUCCAGCAGUAACACAGCAGGUGUCACUCAGAGGUGCAGCUCUGGUUUCUACAGAGAUACAGACGGACCACACAGAGGUCAGUGUGUGCCGUGCAGCUGCAACGGACUCUCUGAUGAGUGUGACAAGCGAACAGGGAACUGUGUGAGCUGUCAGUCAAACACCUCUGGAGAUCACUGUGACCGCUGUAAAGAGGGUUACUAUGGAAGUGCAGCCAACAGGACCUGCAGAGCCUGCCCGUGUCCCUUUACCUGGAACAACUUUGCGUCGGCCUGUCUGGACAUCGGCUCAGGUGUGGUCGAGUGUUUGUGUAAACGUGGUUACAGUGGAGCCAGGUGUGAGAGAUGUUCCUUUGGUUAUUAUGGAAACCCAGCAGAGCCUGGAGGCCGCUGCAGACCCUGCAACUGCAAAGACGGCGCCUUGAAUGUUUGUGAUUCCCUGACUGGAGAGUGCAUCUCCUCUGGUGACAGCGGCUGUGGGGAUCACUGCCACGAGUGUGAUGAUUGCAUGGUAACCGUACUGCUGGAUUUGGACAACAUGGAUGAUAUCUUGACUCAGCAGAACCAGCAGAACAUCUCUGACAGUCCUGGUUUACUCUCCAGACUGAAACACCUGCAGGUCAACGUCUCUGAGACUAAGACUUUGGUUAAGACGUUUGUUGCGGCUGUGAAACGUUUGGAGCCAGAGGUAGAACAUUUGGAGACAGGCGAGGAUGCUGAUGAGGAAGAUCUCAGUCAGCUGAUUGAAGAGACACGUGGAGGUGAAUCAGAUGUGAAGAGGUUGAUGAAGAAUGUGAGAGGAACAAAGUUAAAGGGGGAGGAUCUUCUGUUAGAAGCUGAAGCUCUUCUCACAGCGACACAAGAUUUGAUCAACCAGCAGCUGACUGAGGUGAAACCUGGAGACGGAGUUGUGAUGAUGAAGGAGGCUCAGCUGAAGGUGCAGGAAGUGAGAGAGAGAAGCUGCAGAGCUCAGAGAGAGAGAGCAGACAGAGAGCAGGAGAACGCACACACACUGACUGAUGUGAUCAUGAGUGACAUAGCGCUCCGUGUGGAUGAGUUAAAUCAGGCAGCAGACUCCUCUCUGAGGGAGAUCACAGAGCUGCUGUCAGAAGCUGAGGGUGCAGUGAGCAGGAUGGGAAGCCUCAACAUGAAAAGCAUUGCUGCUCUUCAACGUCUGGAGCAUCUCAGAUCUCAGCUGCAGAGGGAAAAAAACACUGUCCAACCUGUGACAGAUGUGAGCAAAGAUCUCCUGAAAAACAUCACCGGUCUUUUCUUCACGCUCGAGGAAAUCAAAAAAGAAUUUGAGACUCAUGCAGCUCAGACAGACGGAGCCAAACUGGAGCUCCUUCAGAAGCUAAAUAACAUCCACACUUUGGGGAAGGUGGAGGCGGUGAUGAAGGCUGAGCAGCAUGCUGAGGAGCUCUGCAGAGAGGCAGCAGAGAUCCAGCAAGCGCUUCUCGAUGCUUCCAGCUUCCUGAAGAAGGCAGAAGAGGCAGCGAAUCAGAGCAGAGCAUCUGCUGACGAAGCCUCAAAGGAUGUGAAGGAGGGAGGCAUAGUCGACAGAGCAGCAGAACUUAAAGCGGAUUCAGAAGACUUGUGGAAGGAUGAUAAGAAGACUCAGAGAGACUAUGACCUUCUGUCAGAUUCAGUGAAAACACAUCAGGACAAACUGAAAAAGCAGAAAGGAAAAGGAGACUCGCUGUGGACGGGAAUCAUGACCGUCAGUGAUAAUCUGGAGAACAUCAGGAGAGAUGACACAGAUGCUCUGAUCAACUCUGCAAAAACAUCUGUGUCUGCGUCUAACUCCUCUGUCAGUGAUGUGACAGAGAGCCUGAGCAGAGUCAGACAGGAAGUGGACCGAAUCACCGUGAACUCUGACGACAUGGUGACUGAAGCAGAGCGGUCCUUGAUGAAGUUAAAGACGGCGCUCCCUGUUCUCAGAGAUCAGAUCAGUCAAGUUGAGUCUCUGAGCAGGACGGCGCCUCCCGGUGGCAACAUGACAGAAACCAUCCAGAGGAUCAGGGUGAUCAUCGAGGAGACGAGGAGCUUUGUGAAAAGGAUUCAGGCUCCAGCAGGUCAACGCUGCAGACCCCCGUCAGCUCAGAGGGCUGAGUAUCAGCUCCUCCACGAACACAGCUGGCUCAGCUACACUCUGCCUCAACAGGACCUAAAUCACAGGCCUCACUUCUCUAUAAACAUCAAGACCAAGUCGACCAAAGGUCUGAUCCUCCAUGCAGCAGGGAAAGGACCCGUCCCUCUGCUGGCUCUGUUCAUCGCUAAUGGGAAGAUCAAGAUGUCUCUCGGGUACGACAGGAUCAUCCACCACAAGCAGAAGAGCAAUGACGGACACUGGCACAGAGUGGAGUUCAGUGUGGAGAGGAGCUCUUUUCACCUGCUGGUUGAUGGGAUCCGUGUGACUGAUGGACGCCUGCCACACGACGAGGGCUUGUCUUUGGACCUGAUGAACCCGGUGUAUCUGGGAAGAGAUCCGACGGGCAGAACCACUAAAGGUCACAGUAUUCCCGUGGACAGCGUGGUCGGCUGUGUACGAGAGUUUAAGAUGAAUGAGGAAGUCGUUGGGGAGCCGGAGGGAAGACAUAAGACUUUGCCCUGCAGUGACGGACUCACAGAGACAGGGAUGUACUUUGGUGGAGGUCACAUCUUCAAAGAUCAUUUCUUCACUCUCAGCUCUGAGUUCAAGUUCUCCUUCGAGCUGCGUCCUCGUCACCUGACAGGUCUCCUCCUCCACGCUCCGGGUCAGAAGUCCAGCUUCAGUGUGUUUCUUAAGGAGAACAAGGUGGGCGUCAGAGUUAAAGAUGGUCGCCAUGAUGUCAGUCUGUCGGUGACUCCUCCUGACAGCCUCUGUGAUGGAAAGUUUCACCUGCUCACAGUGUCUCGACAGCACGGAGUUAUUAAACUAGAGGUGGACUCCUCGUCUGAGCAGAGAGACUUUCCCUACACGCUCACCUCGAAACCAUCACCUGAGACUCUUUACAUCGGAGGAUCGUCACACAAACACAGACUACCCGUGUCGUCUCUGUUCAUCGGCUGCUUGAGAGACGUGACGCUGAACGGACUUCCAGUUUCGUUUGAGAGCGGAUCCACUGUGGUUCAUCCUGUGAGCAUCAACGGCUGUCCGGCAGAGUAAAGAUGAACACAUCAUCAACAACAACAUGAACGUCUGAAACCCAAAGCCCUCAGCUUCAUUACACUGGAUCAUUCUGCAGACAGGACUCUGGACUUAAACUUUCAUUUUAGUAAUGGAAAUAUUCAUGCAAUCACUGGUUUUUAUUUAAAAACUGCCUAUAAAAAAAUACUACUUGCAACCA